AUGAGCGCAAGCGAUCUAGAUCGACAGACACCCUGGUCCCGUGUCCGUGUAGAGGAGAAGGCGGCUAUCUUCCUUUACAGCAUUGCAAAGAACGCCUCGAACAGCGAUCUUCAAGAGCGCUUUCAGCACAGCGGAGAUACCAUUCAUCGCAGGCAUUUUUACCGUGUUCUUGAUGUUGUCUGUAACAUGGCAAGCCCAUAUCUCGUCCAACCAACCACCCCAUCAGAGCUACUACAAAAUGAACCAAAAUAUGCUGGUCAAUUCGAUCAAUGUCGCCUUGCAUUUGAUGGCACGCACAUUCCUGCCUACGUACCCAGCGAAAAAGCGAAGCCAUUCCGUGAUAGGACUGGUAAACUCAGUCAGAACGUGUUUGCUGCGUGUACAUUCGACAUGCAGUUCGUCUACGUGCUCUCAGGUUGGGAAGGUUCUGCUGCAGAUUCGACGGUGCUUGCCGACGCAAGGCGAAAGGGAUUUAGGACCCCGCUGGGCUUGUUUGACCUCGGUGAUGCUGGGUACGGUCUAACUACAGAAGUUAUGACUCCAUAUCGUGGCGUUCGUUAUCAUUUGAAGGAGUGGGGACAAUCAGACGAAAGGCCUCAGAAUUAUAAAGAAUUGUAUAAUCUAAGACAUGCGCAAGCUCCCAACGUCAUCGAAAGGGCUUUUGGCGUGUUGAAGCGGAGAUUUCCUAUAUUGAAGCAAACGCCAGAGUAUUCGGUAGAAACGCAGGCAAAAAUUGUUCGAGCUUGCUGUGUGCUCCACAAUUUUAUCAGGCUUCAGGAGGAUUUACCGGAUGAUCCAGAAGGCGAGUUGGAAGAAGAAGAUUCUGACGAUGAGCGUCCUGAUACCAACUACCCUGAGCGUAACACCACUGGAAAUUAUCGGCGAGCGAGCAAUCUUCGUGAUCUACUAGCAAAGAACAUGUGGGAUUCGUAUGUAGCUUUUCAACGUUAACGAAUUAACAUGCAGCAAUGAACU
This is a messenger RNA of Phytophthora nicotianae INRA-310, 975 nucleotides long. RefSeq lists its product as hypothetical. The record is from RefSeq and is a predicted model, not a curated record. Bases 1 to 951 code for a protein of 316 amino acids. The transcript has 4 exons. Lineage: Eukaryota; Oomycota; Peronosporomycetes; Peronosporales; Peronosporaceae.